AUGCCGGGCGAAGUGAUAGAUCGUCCAAAUCCUCAACCACCACCAUCAAACCUCCCAGAAUAUGUUUCCGAUUUACUGGUCAGGCUUGACAAGCCAACCUUGGCCGAUAAGACCAACGAUGUUAUCGCCAAGUACCGACGAGCAGCUAAUUACAUCGCUGCCGCCAUGAUUUUCUUACAAGAUAAUGCAUUGCUGCAGCGUGACCUCAAAUUCGAGGACAUUAAACCUAGGCUACUAGGUCACUGGGGAACUUGCCCUGGUCUGACCCUGGUAUACUCUCAUCUCAACCUUCUGAUCAAGAAGCAUGAUCUUGAUAUGAUUUAUGUUGUGGGACCUGGGCAUGGCGCGCCAUCAAUCCUAGCUAAUCUAUGGCUCGAAGGCUCACUUGCAAAGUUCUACCCUCAAUGCUCUCAGGAUGCCAAGGGUUUGCACAAUCUCAUCACUGGCUUUAGCACCACUGGAGGCUUUCCAAGCCAUAUCAAUGCAGAGACCCCAGGUGCCAUCCAUGAAGGAGGCGAAUUAGGCUAUGCUCUGAGUGUCAGCUUUGGGGCCGUCAUGGACAACCCUGACCUUAUCGUCACUUGCAUUGUGGGAGACGGAGAGUCAGAGACUGGCCCUACAGCCACUGCAUGGCACGGCUACAAAUUUAUUGACCCUGCGGAAAGUGGAGCAGUACUACCGAUCAUCCAUGUCAAUGGUUUCAAGAUCAGUGAAAGAACAAUUUAUGGUUGCAUGGAUGACAAGGAAAUGGCAGCAUUGUUUUCAGGAUAUGGGUAUCAGCCCAGGGUGGUUGAUGAUCUGGAGGACAUUGAUGCCGAUCUCUCCAACUCAAUGGAGUGGGCGCUUUCUGAAAUCAAGAGAAUCCAAGCCGCUGCAAGAAGUGGGAAACCCAUCAUGAAACCUCGAUGGCCUGUUUUAAUAUUGCGCACGCCAAAAGGUUGGUCCGGCCCGAAGAAAGUUCACGGGCAGUUCGUUGAAGGAUCAUUCAAAGCACAUCAAGUACCAUUAGCUGCAGCAAAGACGGAUCCUGAAGAGCUUAAAAUGCUCCAAGCAUGGCUGGAAUCCUACAGACCCAAGGAGCUGUUCAAGGAGAAUGGUGAUGUCGUGGAUGAUAUCAAGUCCAUCAUUCCCACCGAACCAGAACGACGGCUUGGCCAAAACAAGAAAAUCUAUGAUACGUAUGAGGGCCUCAAUCCCAUCGAUUGGCGCAAGUUCGUUGCGAAGAAGGGCACUUCAGAGAGUUGCAUGAAGGCGGUGGGAAAACUGCUCGAACAGGUGGUCAAAGACAAUCCCAAGACCUUCCGAAUCUUCUCACCCGACGAAUUCGAGUCUAACAAAUUGGACGCUGUAUUGAACUCGACGAAUCGCAACUUUCAAUGGGAUCAAUUCUCCAACGCUCGUGGCGGGCGAGUGACCGAGACGCUCUCAGAGCAUCAAUGUCAAGGGUGGUUGCAAGGCUACACUUUGACUGGCCGCGUGGGGCUGUUCCCUAGCUACGAAGCAUUCCUCGGUAUCAUCCACACGAUGAUGGUCCAGUAUGCGAAGUUCGGCAAGAUGGCAGGUGAAGCCAGCUGGCGUAAGCCUAUCGGAAGCAUCAACUAUCUGGAGACUUCGACAUGGACGCGCCAGGAGCACAACGGGUUUUCACACCAGAAUCCAAGCUUCAUAGGAGCCGUCUUGAACCUCAAGCCCGAUGCUGCGAGGGUUUACUUCCCACCUGAUGCUAAUACAUUUCUGUCUACCAUGGCACAUUGCCUGCAGUCGAAGAAUUAUGUCAAUUUGAUGGUCGGUAGCAAGCAACCAUCUGCUGUUUUCCUCUCUCCAGACGAAGCAGAGAACCAUUGUCGGGCAGGAGCCUCAGUCUGGAAAUUUGCAUCAACAGAGGAAGGCAUAAACCCAGACGUCGUACUUGUAGGAAUUGGUGCAGAAUUGACACUGGAAGUUAUUGCCGCAGCGGAGCUUUUGCGCAAAAAGAGCCCAGAGUUACGAGUGCGCGUGGUUAACGUGACGGAUCUGAUGAUUUUAGGAGCAUCCAGCAGCCACCCUCACGCCCUGACUGAUGAAGCAUUCGACGCACUCUUCACAUCGGAUGUGCCCAUUCAUUUCAACUACCACGGAUAUGCGAACGAACUGAAAGGCCUGCUCUUUGGACGUCCAAACAUGCACCGCGUCUCCAUCGCGAGCUACAACGAGGAAGGGUCGACAACUACACCUUUCAACAUGAUGCUACUCAACGGAACCAGUCGUUACGAUGUAGCCAUCCAGGCCGUCAAAGGUGCUGCUCGCAGAAAUGACCGUGUAAGGCUACAUUUGCAUGAGCUCGUGAGUGAGCUCAAUGGGUUGAUCAAAAGUACUCAAAAAUUCAUAGUCGAGAAAAAGACCGGUAUGAUUGCCUCCCUUCGCAUUGUGAAUUAUGGUAUAGAGACUACUGAAUGA
Exophiala bonariae is the source of this 2436-nucleotide messenger RNA. RefSeq lists its product as uncharacterized. The record is from RefSeq and is a predicted model, not a curated record. Gene Ontology annotation, molecular function: aldehyde-lyase activity. Gene Ontology annotation, biological process: carbohydrate metabolic process. NCBI's taxonomy places the organism in Eukaryota, Fungi, Ascomycota, Eurotiomycetes, Chaetothyriales, Herpotrichiellaceae. The transcript has 2 exons. The coding region runs from base 1 to 2436 and encodes 811 amino acids.